Molecule: messenger RNA, 742 nt
Organism: Drosophila miranda
Lineage: Eukaryota; Metazoa; Arthropoda; Insecta; Diptera; Drosophilidae
Exons: 1
Coding region: 1-675 (224 amino acids)
Source: RefSeq, a predicted model, not a curated record
AUGUCCUCAAUGUCGACCUCGACAAUGUCGUUGCGCAAGACCCCAACAAUCCAGCUGAUCACUACCAAUAUGACCAAGAGCACUGGGAAUCUGCACAAGCGACUGAAUCCAUCAGCAGCCGCCAGCUCCUCGGGGUAUCGGACUCCCAACGCCAAGCGCAGCCUCAUGAGCUCUCUGAAUUCGAUACGCCCAUCGCCGUCUACCGCACAGCGGCUGGCCCACAGCCAGCUGAAGGCGUCCAAGUCGCCACUAAAGCGGGUCCGCGUUCUGGACAACACAUUGCGUCGCAGCGGGGGAUUGGGCAGACGCAGCAUUGGCACACGCUCGAACAAGAAGCCACGCACAAAAUCAGCGGUGCCGGAUACAAGAUCGCCCAGCGAUUCCGAGUAUAUGACCGAUGAGACCACUGAAAAUGACCGCGAAGCCGGGAUCUCCUAUGAAGAAUUGGUGCCCACGAGUCGCUCCUCAGUGCUGCCCGUCGGCGGGGCUCAGCAUCAGCGCAAUCGCGUGGCUGUGCCACGAAUUCGCCAUGUCCUCGUAAACCACAAUUUGGUGGCGUCGGCCACCAACACACCGUCAAAGCAGGCGGGCAAUCAGGAGGAGAGGCCUCGAUUUGGCAAUCAAUUAAAGCUCCCAUCGCCACGUGAAAGUCGCAUGUGGCCGAAUCCACGAUGAGAUUAUUGAAAUUUUUUUUUGCGUUUUAUGGUUGAUUUCAUUUUUUGUACCUCUAUCUGUUUAUCUC